Messenger RNA from Caenorhabditis angaria, 3137 nucleotides. Lineage: Eukaryota; Metazoa; Nematoda; Chromadorea; Rhabditida; Rhabditidae. The record is from the annotation of a GenBank genome assembly.
AUGGCGACGCCCGUUUCUGCCUCGUCAUCUCCAAUCAAAGAAACACCACAAAAUGAGGAUCCCAAAGAGCAUCCCCGAAUGAAAGCAGUUCACAUCAUCCUGAUGAUUGUUAUACUCGCGAUGAGUCUUGCCGCAUAUUCCUCUGUUUUUGGUUUGCACUUCUCACAGACAAAAAUCGACAAAAAUGGACAAAAUGUAUUCGAGCAGCACAAAACCAGUUAGUUUACCACCUAAAAUCAAUUUUUUUCUCAAUAUUUUAUUGAUUGUUUUUUUCAGAGACAAUCGAUUCGGUGGACAGCGCCAUUCGAAUUGUUCACACAUUUCCGGACCUUGUGAACGAUGUUCCAUAUUCUGGCUUGUCGAACAAAAUGUUUGAAACUGUUUCCAAAGAACUCAAUGUUGCUGACAUCAAAAAGGUGAAUUUUCGAAAACUAAAUCUUGUACCUCAGCAAAUAACGUGAAAAAGAUAUACUGUCCGUUCGCCAGCGAAGGAAACGCGGCCAAACGCGCCCCAUUGAUAAACAACACAUUUUUGUGCGGCGGUUCAAACAAUAAUUUUUAAUCGUUUACUGUUUUUCAUGCGAAAAAAGGCAUUUCUACUAAUUGAAAAAUGAGGAAAUUGGUUAUUGUGGAAACUACAGUUGAAAAGGUUUUACCUGACCAUUUUCACUUAAAAUUGGUGCAUUUGGACAGAAAUGGGCAUAGAAAAACUUCCUCAUCGUUUCUAUCAAAACUCUGAGCGAAUCGAUGACUUUUUCGCAUGAAUCUUGAUGAGUAGUUUUCUUUGUCACUAAUGUGCACUUGCAUCAUUUGAAUAGCAAAUUGAUUGACUUGGGGCAUUUUUGAGCAAAUUAUCCAUCACAUAUCGCCAUUCAUUUCAAAAUUGCGAUGAAAACCGCAAAAAUCGCCAAUUUUCAAUCAACAACCUGAAAAUUGCAUCAUUGUCAUAGGAAAUACAUAACUAAACAACUCACAUUCGAUUUGAAUUAAAUUGCGACUCCAAAUCACUCCAAAAAUCGAUUUUAUAACACCUUUUUGAUCGAAACAUCGAAUUUCAUCGAAAAAAUCCAUAAAUCGCUACCAAAAACCAUUUUGUUCGGGCAAACUUGGAAGAUAAGUAUAAUUUGAGUUUUGCCAACUCCUGAAAGCAGAAAAAUUACAAAAUUGCUUCUUUUUUGUUGAAAAACGGAGAAAAAACAAGAAAAAACGGAAAAAAAAUGAAAAAAAUUGGGUCGGCAAAAAAAGCAAACUACGGUAUGUAGUUGGAGCGCGUUUCCUCCGCUGAAAAACAAACAGUACCUUUGGACAUAGAAAAACUAGGGAAAGAGCAGACUUUUUUGAAAAUUUCGGAUGGGAGGGGGUUUAUCAAGGGGAUUAUAUAAUCAUAAUAUGUUUGCAGAUGAAUCAACGUCAAGUGAAUGAACCUGGUUUUGAUCUUUUUGAAGUGGUCGCGAAUCGUGUAAAAAACACUGCGACAUGUCGUCCCUUCGAUUUUGUCAUAACUGACAGAACCCAAUACGUUGGAAUGCUGAAUAAGGCGAUUGAAGUAUACAACCAGCAGCAGGAGAAAAUCACUCAACCAAUUGUUGAGGCUAAAUCGAAGUUCGACAAUUUGACGACUAAUGAAUCGACUCAAAAAGGCAGAUUAUCGAAGAAAAAUAUGGAAGGAUAUUCAGGAAGUAUGACAACGAUGCUGACUGGAUACAAAACAUCAACUGUGAAAAGAGAUGAUUAUUAUAUCAAAUCAUUUAAUAAUCAGAUCGAUUUGCAAAAUUCUUCCAUAUUCCAUCAGCUUAUCUUCAUUAUUGUAUCAAUUUUGAUUGGAUUUGUCUUAUAUGGUAUUCAAGUUGGGACAUUUGUUGGUUUCACAAAAGAAUCGAUUUCCCCAAAAGCCUAUAAGCUAAUCUCGAAUAUUUUGAUAGGAAUUUGUGGAUUUUUCGUGCUUAUUUAUUUGAUUUUCGCUGUUCUCGGAUCAAUUGGGAUGUCACCAUUUGCAUAUCAAUGUGAAUUGCAAGCCGAAACUCAAAAAACUAACUCGAAAUUCCAAAAUUUCCACGGAGAAGCUGCAAACCUUCGAUCGAUUACUUCUGAAUGCAAAAAAGGAGAAACGGUGUAUUCGAAAAUGUCGCCUUAUUUGGAUAACGCCAAAAUCGGAGGCCAUUUGAAUAGCUAUCAAAAAGUUGUUAAAGAAUUUGCAACUACUUUUCCACAACUUAAUUUUGAGCAACUUAGUGUCAGAGAUCAAACGAACGAUAUACUGAAGCAGAGGGAUGAGUAUGUGAAAUUCAAAACUGGCUGUUUGGAUCGUAGUCUAGAAUACAAUGUUGGUACUAUCAUUGGGGAAAUGGAAAAUGCAACAGGAAACUUGGCCACAAUAUCAAAGCGUGUUGAAGAGAUUCCAACUCACUUCAACAAUUUGUCAACAAGCACGAAUAAGCUGAUUGAUGAUUCAUUCGCGGAUUUUCGAAAUACGACUGGAAACGUGGUUAAUUCGAUCAACGUAAGUGGUUUCAAUUCAAAAAUUCAACAAAAACAUACAAAUUACUUUAGAGCCAACUUCAAUCAACCGACAUUAGCUGCCAAAUUGAGAAACCUCCAGAGCUUUGCAUCGAAUACGAACAGAAUUUGUUGAAGAUAACUCUAAUCAAUUGGAUUAUUUUUGGUGGAUAUGUCAUUCUUCUCAUUCAUUCUAUCCUUCUCCAUUGUUUUUCCAGAAAAAUGAUUCGCGAAGUGGAUGAAAGUAAUGUGAGUUUGUUGGUUUUUUGGAGAUUUUCUAUUGAUUAUUUUUACUACAGGCAGCCAAAGAACAAUUGAAAAAACAAUUGGAUGAUGAGAAAAAGAAGACCAAAGAGCAAGCGGACGAAAUCCGAAGAAAAGAGGAACAAGCUGCUAAAGCCGAGGAAAAGCAAAAGGAGGAAAUGCAAAAGAAGGAAGAUGAACUCGAAAAAGUGACGGAGGAAAGAGAUUCUGGCCAAAAUAGAAUUAUUAAUCUUACCGACAAGUUGAGAAAGCAGGAAGGUGAGUUGAAAAGGUUUUGUUCUCAAAAAAAAAAUUAAUUUUCAGCCGCCAAUAACAAAGCGAAAUUGCCAUCAAUCGAAAAUAAUUUUUUUGGACACCCACGUGCUCGUAGUGUCUAA